Messenger RNA from Centrocercus urophasianus (Greater sage-grouse), 3175 nucleotides. Its product is annotated as inactive phospholipase C-like protein 2. Gene Ontology annotation, biological process: intracellular signal transduction; lipid metabolic process. Gene Ontology annotation, molecular function: phosphatidylinositol-4,5-bisphosphate phospholipase C activity. Lineage: Eukaryota; Metazoa; Chordata; Aves; Galliformes; Phasianidae. The record is from RefSeq and is a predicted model, not a curated record.
ACUCGGCGGAGCGGAGCCCCGCGCCCGCCGCGCCCCGUGCGAGCAUCAUGAAGGACGGCUCCCGGCAGCGGCCCAUGCAGAAGAAGACGGUGUCCUUCAGCACGAUGCCCAACGACCGGAAGAUAAACAGCGCAGCUGCCUGCAUCUCCUUCAUGCUGGAGGGCUGUGAGCUGAAGAAGGUGCGCUCCAACUCCCGUAUGUACAGCCGCUUCUUCGUGCUGGAUGCCGACAUGCGCUCCGUGCGCUGGGAGCCUUCCAAGAAGGACUCAGAGAAGGCCAAGAUUGAGAUCAAAUCGGUGAAGGAGGUGCGCGUGGGCAAGAAAACGCCCAUCCUGCGCAGCAAUGGCCUCUCUGACCAGUUCCCCGAUGAGUGCGCCUUCUCCAUCAUCUAUGGAGACAACUACGAGUCCCUGGACCUGGUGGCCAGCUCAGCCGACGUGGUGAGCGCCUGGGUGAUGGGGCUGCGGUACCUGCUGUCCUAUGGGAAGCACACGCCCGAGGCCCUGGGGUCCGGCCACCCCAGCCUGCGCACCUCCUGGAUCUCCUCCGUCUUCGACCUCGCUGACCUGGAGAAGUCCGGCCGCAUCCCCGUGUCCCGCGCCGUGCAGCUCAUCAAGGCGCUCAACCCCGGCAUGAAGGUGUCCACCAUUGAGCUGAAGUUCAAGGAGCUGCAGAAGGCCAGCGAGCGUCCCGGCACUGAGGUGGCCUGCGACCUGUUUGUGGAGGCAUACUGCGAGCUCUGCACCCGGCCCGAGAUCUUCUUCCUGCUGGUGCAGUUCUCCAGCAACAAGGAGUACCUGGGCCUGAAGGACCUGCUGACGUUCCUGGAGGUGGAGCAGGGCAUGGAGGGCGUCACGGAGGAGAAGUGCUUGGAGAUUGUCAGCAAGUACGAGCCCUCCAAAGAGGGCCGGGAGAAGGGCUACCUGGCCAUCGACGGCUUCACCCGCUACCUGCUCUCCUCCGAAUGCUCCAUCUUCGACCCGCAGCACCGCCGUGUGUGCCAGGACAUGGCGCAGCCUCUCUCCCACUACUACAUCAGCUCUGCCCACAGCGCCUGCCUGCUGGAGGACAACUUCUGGGGCCGCUCGGACAUCAGCGGAUACGUCAGCGCGCUGGGGCUGGGCUGCCGCAGCAUCGAGCUGGUGCUGUGGGACGGCCCCGACGGGGAGCCCGUGGUCUACACCAGCCCCUCGGCCGCCUCCUGCGUGCCCUUCCGCUCCGUGGUGGGGCUGAUCGACCAGCACGCCUUCACCGCCUCCGCCUACCCGCUGAUCCUCUGCCUGGUGGUGCGCUGCUCUGCCGCCCAGCAGCGCCUGGCCGCCCAGUGCCUGCGCAAGACGCUGGGCGAGAAGCUCUACCUGGAGCCGCCCGACCCCGCCGCCUCCUACCUGCCCUCCCCGGAGCGGCUCAAGGGCCGCAUCCUGAUCAAGGGCAAGAAGCUGCCGCCCGGCUGCGAGGACAGCGAGGGGGAGGUGUCGGACGACGAGGAAGGCCGGGAGCUGGCGCGGAGGCUGGGCCAGGAGGACCGCGAGGCGGCGGAAGGGGGGGCCCGGCGGCGCGUGCGGCUCAGCCGUGAGCUCUCGGAGCUGGUGAGCCUCUGCCAGGCCGUCCCCUUCCAGGACUUCGAGAGCUCACGGCGCGGGCAGCGCUACUGGGAGAUGUGCUCCUUCAGCGAGGUGGAGGCGGGCCGCUUCGCCAACGAGUGCCCGGCCGAGCUGGUGAGCUACAACAAGCGCUUCCUCUCCCGCGUCUACCCCAGCCCCAUGCGCAUCGAUGCCAGCAACAUGAACCCACAGGACUUCUGGAAGUGCGGCUGCCAGAUGGUGGCCAUGAACUACCAGACGCCGGGGCUGAUGAUGGACCUCAACGCGGGCUGGUUCCGGCAGAACGGGGCUUGCGGUUACGUCCUCCGCCCCGCCAUCAUGCGGGAGGAGGUCUCCUACUUCAGUGCCAACGCCAAGGACUCCCUGCCCGGGGUGCCCGCACAGCUCCUGCACCUCAAAGUCAUCAGCGGGCAGAACCUGCCCAAGCCAAAGGGCUCGGGGGCCAAGGGGGAGGUGGUGGAGCCCUACGUCUGCGCUGAGAUCCACGGCAUCCCAGCUGACUGCGCGGAGCACCGCACCAAGACGGCCCUGCAGAGCGGGGACAACCCCGUCUUCGAUGAGAGCCUGGAGUUCCAGAUCAACCUGCCCGAGCUGGCUGUGCUGCGCUUCGUCGUGCUGGAUGAUGACUACAUCGGGGACGAGUUCAUUGCGCAGUACACCAUCCCCUUCGAGUGCCUGCAGCCUGGCUACCGCCACGUCCCGCUCCAGUCGCUGUCUGGGGAGCCCCUGCCCCACGCCACCCUCUUUGUGCACGUGGCCAUCACCGACCGCCGCGGGGGGGGCAAGGGGCACCGCCGGGGGCUGGCAGGGCGCCGGGGCCGCCGGGUGCGCGAGUAUACGUCCACCAAAGCCACCGGCAUCAAGGCCAUCGAUGAGGUCUUCCGGACGGCCACUCAGCCCCUGCGAGAGGCCACCGACCUGCGGGAGAACGUGCAGAACGCGCUGGUCUCCUUCAAGGAGCUGUGCGGCCUGACGCCCGCCGCCAACAUGAAGCAGUGCAUCCUGACGGUGGCUGCGUGGCUGCUGCACAGUGACAGUGUGCCCAGCGUCACCCUCAACCUGGCUGAGCAGUACCCCCCCAUGGAGGCACAGGGCCCCAUCCCUGACCUGCUGCGCAAGGUCCUCACUGCCUACGAGACGAUGAUCCAGACCAGCCGGACGCUGAUCGAGUCUGCUGACGCAGUGCACAGCAAGCUCAUCCAGGCGCAGCAGGCAGGUAUGGACUUCCACAAGGAGCUGCACCGCAUCGAGGCCAAGGAGGGGCUGCGGGGACGGAAGCUGCAGAAAGCACUGGAGAGCUUUGCCUGGAACAUCACCGUCCUGAAGGGCCAGGCUGACCUUCUCAAGCAUGCCAAGGCGGAGGCGCUGGACAACCUCUGGCAGAUCCACAAUGCCGGGCAGUCCUGUGGCAUCGGCAGGAACGGUUUGGCCUCGCCGGAGCCGUCCCGGCUGCGCGCACCACUGGAGCCCAUCCCUGAGGCAGAAGGAGGCAGCGAUGCCGCGUCCUGCUGACCCCGGCCUGGGGCUCAGGCAGCUCCCAUGGAGCAGCCUCUGCUGCAGGAACAGGAACU